This is a messenger RNA of Vollenhovia emeryi, 3903 nucleotides long. RefSeq lists its product as uncharacterized. The coding region runs from base 1 to 3903 and encodes 1300 amino acids. The transcript is spliced from 2 exons. Gene Ontology annotation, biological process: DNA integration. The record is from RefSeq and is a predicted model, not a curated record. Gene Ontology annotation, molecular function: zinc ion binding; nucleic acid binding. Lineage: Eukaryota; Metazoa; Arthropoda; Insecta; Hymenoptera; Formicidae.
AUGGCUUGUGCAGUCUGUAAAGAGCAACACUCGGUUGCGAAAUGCCCUCAGUUUCUGAAAUCAACGGCCAAGGAAAGGUACUCUAUUAUAAAGAAUUUAAGGUUGUGCAUCAACUGUCUUCGUUUGGGUCACAACGCAAAGGCUUGCCCCUCUAGUUGGACGUGUCGGUCGUGUCAAUCGAGACAUCACACACUCCUCCAUUUCGAACAAGGCUUAGGCUUAUCCCCUGCGGCCACUCCUGUGACUGCGGAUUCGUCGAAGCGGGAAGCGGAAUCGACCGUUACCUCGCAAACCAAUCAAUCGGUAGUUGCAAUGACUAGCAUGAUGGAUUCCAGUCCGGUAAUAUUGCUGUCUACCGUCAAGGCCGAGAUACUUGACAUUCACGGUAACGCGUUUCCGGUUCGGGUCUUGUUGGAUAGCGCUAGUCAAGCGAAUUUCAUCACGGAAAGUUGCCUGCGAAGGGGCGAGUUCGAUCGCACCAAGCAUCGUAUGCUCGUUUAUGGUGUAAACGACCAGAAGGCCGCCACGACCCAGGGUAAAACCUCCUUCGUGAUUCGGGUGCCAAAUCGAGCGGAGGUGCGCCUGCCCGUGGAGGCUACGGUGCUUCCACGCAUCUCAUCUCUCUUCCCAACUCGUGGUAUUGAGGGUCGAUCGUGGGAGCACUUGGACGGAUUGCCGCUCGCCGAUCCAGACUACUCUGGGAAAAAAAGAGACAAGUACUAUCUGCCUCGCUCGGUCGAUGUUUUACUCGGAGCAGAGGUCUUUGUUUCGAUUCUUCGAGAUGGUUGUAGAAAAGGGGGGGCCGGAGAGCCCGACGCCUUCAAUACAAUUUUUGGCUGGGUGUUGAUGGGUGCGGUCUCUUCGCAUGCUCCGCGAAGUUUACACUCCUUCGUGACUUCGCUUGAAUCGAUAGACGACAAGGUGAGUAGGUUCUGGAGAUUGGAGGAAGUUCCGGAUUAUUCUUCCAGCUCUGAGGACGAUAGACGUUGCGAAGAAUUCUUUAAACAGACCACUCAUCGUGAUCGUUCGGGUCGUUUCGUGGUAUCGUAUCCCUUUUCAAAGAAUCCUCCGUGUUUUGUCGACUCUCGCCAAACAGCGGUUAAUAGAUUUCGUUCCCUCGAACGCCCUUUCAGGGCGGACGUCGCUUUCAAAACGGAUUACUGCAACUUCAUGCAGGAAUAUCUGGAUAGUGGGCAUAUGGAGGUGAUUGACCGGCCCUAUCCAGUCGAUGGGCCGAUCUAUUACUUACCCCAUCACGGGGUCGUCAAGCUUGAUAGUACAACCACGAAGUUGCGCGUGGUUUUCGAUGCUUCAUCUAAAUGUACCAAUGGGGUUUCAUUGAAUCAGACCCUGUUGAGCGGGCCUAAGCUACAGCAGGAUCUGAUGGCAGUCUUGCUCCGCUUUUGUGUGGGAUCGGUGGCUCUGACUGCCGAUGUGAGGCAGAUGUUUCGCCAAGUAUGGAUAGAACCGAGGCAACGUGAUUACCAGAGACUCGUCUGGCGCUUUUCGGAAAGCAAACCGAUAACUGAUUAUCGUUUGAAAACGGUCACAUUUGGCAUCGCUCCCUCUCCUUACUUGGCGAUUCGCUGUUUGCUCCGGUUGGCCGAGGAGGGUAAAGAUACCCAUCCGAUGGCAUCGAAUGCUCUAACAUCUUCCUUGUAUGUGGAUGAUAUCGUCACUAGCGUGCAGUCCGUCGAGGAGGCGCGCGAUCUUCGGAGCCAGUUGCAGUCGUUACUACGGGGCGGCGGUUUCGAAUUGAGGAAAUGGGCUAGCAGCCAUCCAGCUGUGUUGGCUGGCUUAGAUCCUCAGGCUUGUUGCGAUUCAUUCUUAUCGUUUGAGUUCAGGGAAGACCAAUCUCUUAAAAUCUUGGGACUCCAUUGGUACACGGGCUCCGAUAGUUUCGGGUUUCGAGUCAAUCCACUGGAUCGGGACUGCUCCAAGCGCACAAUCCUCUCGGAGUUGGCUCGUGUCUUCGAUCCCUUGGGUUUCUUGACACCUCUUACGUUCACAGCCAAGCGCUUAAUCCAGCUCUUGUGGAUUUCGAAAAUAGAUUGGGACACGAGACCUCCCCCAGAGAUAUGUCAACGCUGGGAGAGGUAUCGGUCCGAAUUGGCGGUCUUGGCUUCGCUGCGCAUACCUCGUUCCUUAUCGCGAAAUGGGGUGGUGAGUCGUGAACUACACGGCUUUUGUGACGCUAGCGAGCAGGGCUAUGGGGGGGUAGUUUAUAUGCGCAUUGUUGCUCACGACGGAGUUACGAUUCGACUGAUUGCUUCGAAGGCAAAGGUAGCUCCCCUCAAGUCUAUUACUUUACCGCGGCUAGAGCUUUGCGCCGCAGUGUUGCUCUCUGAAUUGAUAACGUACGUGCGGCGAGUUCUUGGAAACCACCUAACAUUGGACGGGGUGUAUGCUUGGUCGGACUCUAUGGUCACUCUAUCGUGGAUACGCUCAGCGCCACAUAAGUGGAAGACAUUCGUGCGCAAUCGAAUUGCGCGAAUUCAAGAAAACAUCCACAUAUCGUCUUGGGGACACGUCCGCACCCAUAGUAACCCAGCGGAUUAUUGCUCUCGGGGAUUAUACCCUGACGAAUUGGUGAAAUGCACAGCUUGGUGGCACGGUCCGGAUUGGUUGGUGGAAUUUGAGCCUCGCCCCGCGCCUGGAUUUGAAUCCGAUUCCCUUGGGAAAGAGGAGAUGGUUCGUACCACACUUGCUUGUUUUGAGCCUUCGAAUGGCUUCGUCGAUCUUCUGCCUCGAUUCUCAUCCUUGGACAAGAUCUGCAGAAUCGCUGCUUACUGUUUGCGUUUCAUUGAAGGAUUGAAAGCGAAACCCGUUCCAGCAGUUAUCGCGGUAGAUCAGCUGGAAGCGCAUUCGGCGUUACUCGUGUUGGUGAAGAUGUUGCAGUCUCAAUGCUUUUCCGAGGAUAUUGAUCGACUCCAAAAUGGUCAGAGUGUUCCACGAGCCUUGCGUAAACUCCAACCCUUUCUGGCUCCAACGGGAGUCCUCAGGGUGGGCGGUAGGAUCGUACAUUCCACACUGCCUUACGAGGCUAAGCAUCCCGCGUUGCUGCCAAACAAGCACAGGCUCACGGAACUUAUUAUUGAGCGCACGCAUCGGACCCACUUACAUGUCGGUCGACGCGCGACGCAAUAUUUGCUAGCGCAACACUUUUGGAUCCUGGGGGUACAUCAGGCGAUCAAGCGGAUUUUGUCCAAAUGCUAUCGAUGUUUUCGUGCCAAUCCUCGUUUUGUGCAACCGCCCAUGUCGGCGUUACCGUCUGAACGCGUCAAUCCGGUAAAACCCUUUUCGAUUACGGGAAUCGAUUACGCGGGACCCUUUUUUGUGACUAAUCGACGAGCGCGGAGAGUGACUCCCUAUAAGGUUUACGUUUGUUUGUUCAUUUGCUUUGCAGUCAAGGCUAUUCAUUUGGAGGUAGCCUUUUCGUUGUCCACGGAUUCUUUUCUGUCAGCUUUGCGACGCUUCAUAGCCAGGCGAGGCAGGUGCUCGUUGUUGUUCAGCGAUUGUGGUACCAAUUUUGUUGGUGCGCAUCGAGAACUGGUCAGCCAUAUGCAGCUCGCCUCGGAGACGGAAGGAAUCAAGUGGUCUUUCAACCCUCCCUCAGCGCCUCACUUCGGAGGGCUGUGGGAAUCGGGAGUGAAGGCCAUGAAGACUCAUCUCAGGCGUGUCGUGGGAGCUCAAAUUCUUACGGUCGAGGAGUUUAGCACGUUGCUCAUGCAAAUAGAAGCGGUUCUGAAUUCCAGGCCGCUCUGUCCCCUGAGCUCGGAUCCUAAGGAUCUCACGGUUCUUUCGCCGGGUCAUUUCCUCACCAUGGAACCUCUGGUGUCGCUUCCUGGUCCGGAGUUGACGACGGUACCGGUGGGUCGGUUGGACAGAUGGCAGUUGGUUUAG